UCUCAACUACUCCACAUGCUUCCGCCGAACACACAUUUUUACCUCUGACAGCUCUGCUGGGCUGCUGUUCACACUGUGACUCCAGCAGAUUCUUCACUGACACUUUUUUGGACUGGUGGAGGAGCACUUCACAGCUAGCUGUUGCUGUUAGCCCCUUGCUAUACUUCUUGCAAGAGCAGGGUUGACGUUCCUGGAUAGGUAAGCCUCCUCUCAUCAAUAUUCUGUGUAAAUGUGUUUGUUUUGGUGUAUGAGGUCACUGUUUGUAUCCCCACAGAUAAUACGAUGAGUCUGAUGAGUAGUGUCAUAGUGUGCCUGGGUGUGUUUGGGGCAGUAAGGCUACUCUGUCUCCCCUGGCUCUGCAGUCUGUUGGCAGGGCUGGGGCUCUGCUUUUUCUGGAGGGGUUCCUGGAAGUCUGUACAUGUAGCUCUAUGUACCAUCAAAAGAGACCUAAUGUGUCUUGUUGUUAUCCUGCGAGUGAGGUUUUCCAUGUACUGUAAUCUGCGAAAUAGACGUACCAUCCCUGCCCUCUUUGUUCAGAUAGCAACAAAGCACCCCAACAAACCUGCUUUAAUCUAUGAGGCUACAGGAGAGGUUUGGAGUUUCAUGGAGCUGCAGGAGCGAUGCCAUGCUGUGGCUCACUGGGCACUGGCACAGGGAUGGGCAGAGGGAGAUGUGGUGGCCUUGUACAUGGAAAGCAAGCCGUUAGUGGUGGCUCUGUGGCUGGGCCUUGCUAUGAUUGGUGUGGAGGCUGCACUAAUCAACAACAACCUUCGACAGAAAUCGUUACUGCAUUGUGUCAGUGUGUCUGGUGCUCGGGCAAUGGUGUUUGGGACAGAAAUGAGAGAAGCGGUGUCAGAGGUGAGUGGCUCUCUGCAGUCCGACAUGGUUUUGUUCAGCAGUGGUGAGCAGGACGGUGAAGAGAAGCUCUGCGGCCUGCAUGUGCAUAGCCUGGACACCCUGCUGGACCACUCACCCAAACACCCACCACACUACACACCUAGGAAGGAAUUCAAUGACAAACUUUUCUACAUCUACACCUCUGGUACAACAGGAAUGCCAAAAGCAGCUGUGGUGGUACACAGUCGGUAUUACCGGAUCGCCUCCUUUGGUUUCCACUCCUUUGGCUUGCAUCAUGAUGACAUCUUCUACAACUGUCUGCCCCUGUAUCAUUCUGCAGGUACCAUCAUGGGUGUAGGCCAGUGUUUGCUGUUUGGUUUGACUGUUGUAGUCAGGAGGAAGUUCUCAGCCAGCUGCUUCUGGGAUGACUGUGUCAAGCACAACUGCACUGUUUUUCUAUACAUAGGUGAGAUUUGUCGUUACCUGUUGGCCCAACCUGUUUGCUCAUCUGAGGCACAUCACCAGGUGCGCAUUGCCAUUGGUAACGGCCUCCGUCCCUCAGUGUGGGAAGAGUUUGUCCGGAGAUUCAGAAUACAUCGAGUUGGGGAGUUUUAUGGUGCCACUGAGUGCAACUGCAGCCUGAUCAAUAUAGACGGAAAGGUGGGGGCGUGUGGCUUCAAUAGUCGCAUCCUGCCCAGUUUUUACCCCAUCAGACUGGUCAGGGUGCAGGAGGAGACCGGAGAGCUGCUCAGGGAUUCACAGGGACUGUGUAUACCCUGUUUGCCUGGUGAGCCAGGUAUGCUCGUGGGACGCAUCAACCACACCGAUCCGCUCAGGAGAUUUGAUGGUUACGUUGAUCGAGAUGCUACCAGUAAGAAAAUAGCUCACAACGUCUUCAAGAUGGGAGACUCUGUUUAUGUCUCAGGUGACAUACUGGUGAUGGAUGAAUAUGGCUACAUUUAUUUCAGGGACCGCAGUGGCGACACGUUUCGUUGGCGGGGGGAGAACGUUUCCACCACAGAGGUGGAGGGAGUCCUCAGCAGCCUGCUGGGACACACUGAUGUAGCUGUCUAUGGAGUCUCUUUACCAGGUGUAGAGGGAAAGGCUGGAAUGGCAGCUGUAGCUCACACAGGAGGCCAGUUUGACCUCACUGCAUUCUUGAACGCUGUACAGAAAGCGCUGCCUCCCUACGCACGUCCCGUCUUCCUUCGACUCAUGCCAUCUGUUGACACUACAGGUACUUUCAAAAUUCAAAAGACACGACUGCGGAGGGACGGAUACAAACCACAAGAUUCAAGUGAAAAGAUUUAUUUUCUGAACAGUCGUGCUGGAUGUUACGAGGCUGUUACUGAUGAACUGUAUAAUGCCAUCAUGGAGGGCAGAGUGUGUCUAUGAGGCAGCGGGAGGCUGAAACGUACAGACUGUGAGGAUGGUGUGUAUAUUUCAAAGAGGAAAGAGAAAGAAAACACAAAGAUGCAUCUCCAUGGAUUUAGUAACAACCUCAUCCCUAUGAAAACUCAUGUGGAAAUAUUAUAUCGUCAUUUUCAGUUGAAUACACUCAUUUAUUCCAAGUCUUUUUAAUUUUUAAUUUUUAAUUUAAUUUUAUUUUUAAAGCAAAUUCAGCAUAGGCCCAUUUUUCUUACAUUGUACACUAUUUUACCUUUUGUCAGUGUCUUUCCAGUCCAGUAAAAUUCUUUUUUUAAAAAAAAAAAAAAAAAAAAGAUGAAAUCUUGAGAAAACAUUAAGAGUUUUACACCAGUAAUCUCCAUCUGAAAAUAAAAUAAACACAGGAUAAAAUGCGGAUUGCAAUUUGAAGUACAACUCAAGUUAUUAGUCUCUGUGAUGUCCGUCUCUCUGAUCACUGUCCAAGUCUAGCAUGUUAGCUUGGCACAUGUUAGUGGAAGUGGAAGAUCGUUUUCUAAAUUUAACCAGUUUAGUUUUGUUGCCUAAACUUAAACAAUUUGCGACAGAAGACACAAAUAAGUCAAUUUAAGUCAACCUGUUCAUCCACCACACCCUCCUCCCUUCAUUAUGGAGGCUAUUUUUAUUUUUUUUUAGGUUUUUCACAAGGAUGAUAAACCAGUGUUGGGAUAGGCUCCAGCUCCCCCGCGACCCUGACGGAUAAGCGGUAUAGAAAAUGGAUGGAUGGAUGGAUAAACCAGAUGAUGAACAUGUUUCAUCUGAGUUUGUUUGUGACUGGCAGAUUGAUUGAUGAUGAUUUUUUCAGUUUUCAGUUCAGUGACACAUGGUAGGUCACACUGAACCUGCUGCUCUGUUUUUUGACAGCAGGUCUGCUGCCUUUUGUCUUUUCCUUUCCGGUGGGAUUUGUUUGAUUGAGCUGGUCAUUUGCAGUGCAUCUCUGAGGUUUGCUUCUCUUCUCCUCUCUCAUGGAACUAAUUGCUGAGUUUUUGUCUUCCGUCAGAUGUCCGCGUUUGUUAUCUUGUUUUGUUGUUCUUGGUCAAUCCACUGUUAAUGUCUCCCCCAUUGAAAGAUUUUGCUUUACAUCACCUGAUUAUCACAGAGACGUAAGCUGACCCCACACUGAUACACUCUCAAAGUUUGAGUACACCUUGUCAAUAAGGCAGUGUCCAGAAGAGAAAAGAUGUGUCUCAGCAUCAGUGCUCAUGAAUGCUAGCGUCCCUUCAUCAAAGUCCAGUCUCACACAGACCCUGCUAAAGUGGUGAGUUAUCGAUAUUUAGUCCUUGAGAGGGAGUGGUCAGUGUGGAUGUCAUAUUGUUAGCUUUCUAAAGUUACAGAAAUUGUUAGAUUUUACAAAAAACAAGGACCCCCAAAAAGCAGAAGCAAAAACAAAAGAACAAAAUUUAACUCAAUCUUUAUUUAAGUCCAAAACUGUACAAACUAUUUACAUUAAAAAAAUCAACAUAUACUUCUUAGCUCAUUCACUGUACAUAAUAAGUAUCACUUUUGAUACUUAAAGUGCAUUUUCUUUAUAUUACUUAGGUACUUUUACUCAGCACUGACUAAAUCAACAAACUAACAGUUUAUUAGCAUAUGUGUUUUAUCAUCAUCACGUUUUAUGUGUUUUUUGUCAUAUCAUCACAGACACUUAACCCAUCAGUGCUUGAGAUUAUUCUUAGUAUUUUUAUGAGUUUGUCUGUGUGGAUCAAAUUUUAUAUCUUAUGAGAUCUAAAUAUGCAUUUUUUACAUGAUGAUAGCAACAGUAAUCACCAGCCUAGUUUCAGCUUGGUGCCUCUUUAAAAAUCACUCUAAAUUUUGCCUGUAUAAACUAAUCUUGGAUUAACACAAGGCAGCAUCUGUGUGUGCAGGAACAGGAGUUGAAAAAAAUGCCUGACUGCCUGCUUGUUUACAUAUCUGCAGUGGAUACACAAAGCACGUUAAUGAAAAAGUAUGAAACGGUCUUGAAACGGCACUCCUUAGUCUCAGCAAGGUUCAAAUCUUUGUUUAGAGCUUUGCUGCUCUUUGAUUUCUUUGUGCUCCUGUUUGGUUUGGCUUUGUAGCAGCAGGACUUCAAAACCAUCAUUCAUGUACUUUUUUUGGCAAUCAUCUGUCCUGCUGAAAUGUCCUUGAGGAAAACAGGGAACUCCUGCCAGCUGCUGUGCACUCAGUCCUUCAGCAUGAUGCUGUAGAGCUCUCAGUAGAGGAAUAAAUAGGCCUGUUUUACUAAAGUGGUUCCCUCAAAGCAAGUGUAAGUGUAAUCUCUGGAUUCACAAGAUGAUUAAUUUGACAAGAAAGAAUAUAACCACCUGCACAAAAUAUCUUCACAUCUGCUCUUUAAUAAUUCUUAUAGUAUUUGUUUUUAUUUGCGGAAUACAGAAACUUUUAGUCAAUGAGACCUCUAAACAUAAUCAAAUGAAAUAGUUUGAGAGGGAAAACCACUUUGUUUGGACUGGACAAAUAAACACAUGAUGGGGACCACUUGAGGAAGAUCCACUGUUUAAAGGGGACACAAGCCAAAACAUUUGAUGGAUGGAUGGAUGGAUGGAUGGAUGGACAAGCCAAAAGGGUUAUGAACCAGUCUUUCACUGAAGCAAAAAUAGCAAAAACCUGUAAUUAUUUGUAUACUUUGCAACAACAUAUGUACUUUUAAUUUAGGAAUGAUUUAAGGGUUGAAUUGGAGAGGGAAAAUAAAUGGUUAUCUGUUUACAUUGAUUUAACAUUAUUAUUAUUGUCUCAUGGGCUCAAAUAUGUACAUAGUUUAUAGCUGAAUGUUUUCAGUGCAGUUCAAAUGUUCUGCAGUCGGAGUUGCAGGGCCUUAUUCCUACCUUGCAGUAGUUGCAGCCUCGGUGUCCAGCAUGGCUCACAGCUUCACCUUGUUUUCAUAAAGGCUCCAGGUCAUCCAAACAGACCAUAGACAGAUACCAUGUUCCUCUCACUGCUCUGGAGAGUCAGCUGACCAGGGAGGCAAGGCGAGGCCUUCUGCCUCUGCUCCAGUAAGGGAGACAAGGAGAAAGGAUUGGCAGCUCAUUGCGGUCGGAGCCUCCAGAUUUGAAGCCAGUUUGGUUUGUGUGAGAAAGAAGCAGAGAACACCAGAGAGGACACAAAAAAGAGGGGAGGGGCAGUGUGUUCAUGUGUGUUGGUAUCAGUGUCCUGUGUGCAGUUGCCAUACAUCAGUCUGGACGUGAGGCAUGGUUUGUGCAGAUUGGUGCUCUACUGUGUACAGAUCUGCUCACACACUCCCUCUCAAACUUUAAACUUUGCCUACACUAGAUGAAGCUAUACAUCACUCUGUAGUGUCAGUUUGACUUUCACAACCCUGUGAUUAAUGGUCUAUUCUCACAGCCCAAGGCUAAAUUCAUGCCUUUACUUGUGUACUUUACUAUUUCUCUCCAUAGAGGUGUUGAACUGCUUACAUGCAAUUUCGUUUUUUUACAAGCAAAACUAAUGU
Messenger RNA from Scatophagus argus, 5704 nucleotides. Its product is annotated as long-chain fatty acid transport protein 1-like. Bases 283 to 2232 code for a protein of 649 amino acids. The record is from RefSeq and is a predicted model, not a curated record. NCBI's taxonomy places the organism in Eukaryota, Metazoa, Chordata, Actinopteri, Scatophagidae. Gene Ontology annotation, molecular function: long-chain fatty acid-CoA ligase activity; fatty acid transmembrane transporter activity; long-chain fatty acid transmembrane transporter activity. The transcript has 13 exons. Gene Ontology annotation, biological process: response to cold; phosphatidylinositol biosynthetic process; negative regulation of phospholipid biosynthetic process. Gene Ontology annotation, cellular component: mitochondrial inner membrane; plasma membrane.